AUGCGUCUCCCUAUGGAAUUACAGCUUCAGAUUCUUGAAGCAGUGGACUUUACACAGAUUCCCACAUUAAUUCAAGUCUGUACCGCCUGGCGAAGCUACAUUCAUGCUCACAUACACUCCCACCGCUUUCUGGCACGGCGGUAUGCGGUCCAUCCACGUACCGUUGACGCUGGUACUUUACCGCCGCUUCCGGGGUAUCACCUGGGGAUACUGUAUCUCACACAUCUUCUGUUGGCUAAGGGGGAAUACCACCCAUGCCAUAUAGAGUUUUACGAGGAAGAAGAGAAAACGCUGGGGUACCAACCGAAGAUAUCAUCGAGCAACUGGCGUAUUUUUGAAGACGAUCAGUGUGUCCGCCCCGCUGUGCCAGGGAACUCCGAAUCAUCUUUAGAAACGCGUAUAAUAGGGCCGUUCUCGGCACCAUCGCCGGAGCCGUCCUUUUCUACAAACUUCUUAGUAAUGCUUGAAAGUAAAAUUGGUGUACCGGUUUAUGGCUAUAGGAGUAUUGGAAAGUUAUUCAGGUCUAUAGCUUACUUUCAUCGUACCGUGUUCAGUAGCAAAAGACAGGAUGAAGGGCGGGAGCUGGAUGAGCUGAUAAGAGUUAAGCUUGAUUGUCGGUUUUAUCCUGGAUCGGGGAUGACGAUGAUUUAUAUAUGGUUUGAGGAGGAAGAGAGGAAAGUUGAGGAUGCGAGGGAGGUUGUUAGGUUAAUUUUAUAG
Molecule: messenger RNA, 717 nt
Organism: Orbilia oligospora ATCC 24927
Lineage: Eukaryota; Fungi; Ascomycota; Orbiliomycetes; Orbiliales; Orbiliaceae
Exons: 1
Coding region: 1-717 (238 amino acids)
Molecular function (GO): protein binding
Source: RefSeq, a predicted model, not a curated record